CGAAACCUUUUCCUUUGUGCUGACCAAUGUGGAUGGCAGCAGGAAGAUUGGCUACUGCAGGAGGCUACUGCCUUCUGGCCGUGGUGUUCGGCUUCCUGAGGUCUUCUGCAUCAUCAGCUGCCUGGGCUGCUUCGGGCUCUUCUCCAAGAUCCUGGACGAGGUGGAGAAGCGGCGCCAGAUCUCCAUGGCUGUGAUCUAUCCCUUCAUGCAAGGUCUGCGGGAAUCUCCCUUCCCAGCGCCAGGGAAAACUGUCACCAUCAAGAGCUUCAUCCCUGAGUCAGGCACAGAGCUCAUUGAGCUCACCAGGCCCGUGGAUGCCCACCUGGAGCACGUGGAGUUCCAGGCUCUGUUGCAGAGACUCAGCCCUGACCUCAUCCUGCACAUCUUUGCCUCUGCCGUGCUGGAGCGACGCCUCAUCUUCCUGGCAGAGGAGCUGAGUGUCCUGUCUCAGUGCAUCCACGCCGUGGCUGCUCUGCUCUACCCCUUCACCUGGGCUCACACCUACAUCCCUGUGGUCCCUGAGUGCUUGCUGGACACUGUCUGCUGCCCCACGCCCUUCAUGGUUGGCAUCCAGAUGCGGCACCUGGAGAGGGUCCUGGAGCAGCCCAUGGAGGAGGCCCUGAUAGUUAACCUGUGUGAAGGGAAGAUCAUCAGAGCAGUGGGUGAUGAGGAGGAGAUCUUGCCUGUGAAGCUGCAGAAUGAGAUGUUGACAUCCCUCAACAGGCAUAACAACAACAACAACAUACACACCUCUGAGCAGGUGAACACACUUGUCUCCGAAGCCUUUGUGCAUUUCUUUGUCCGAAUGGUGGGACACUACUCCUCCCACAUCAAGUGGAACAAGAGUGGUUCAGGGAGCUUCCAGGAGAGAAGCUUCUGCAAGGCCAUCACCUCCAGGAGCAGCCGCAGGUUCGUCAAGAAGUUUGUGAAGACAAACAUGUUCUCCCUAUUUAUUGAGGAGGUGGAAAGGAGCAGAAUCCCACAGGAAGCUUAUUUCCAGCAGAAAAUAAAGGAGUACCACGAGCAGAAGAAGCAGCGAAGAGACUCCUGA
Molecule: messenger RNA, 1051 nt
Organism: Acanthisitta chloris (rifleman)
Lineage: Eukaryota; Metazoa; Chordata; Aves; Passeriformes; Acanthisittidae
Gene: DENND2D
Product: DENN/MADD domain containing 2D
Exons: 9
Cellular component (GO): cytosol; nucleoplasm
Source: RefSeq, a predicted model, not a curated record